This is a messenger RNA of Aspergillus calidoustus, 1783 nucleotides long. Lineage: Eukaryota; Fungi; Ascomycota; Eurotiomycetes; Eurotiales; Aspergillaceae. The record is from the annotation of a GenBank genome assembly.
AUCCGAACCCCGGAUUUAGCCCUAUUCUGGGGAGGCGGGGUUCUUCACCCCCAGCGUACGGAGUGUUGACAGGCUCCUCUGUAACCACACACGAUGUGGUUUCUCACAACCCUCCUUUCCCUGUCAAUCGUGGGUUCUGCUACCCCAACCACGCAAGGACAUAUCAAGUCUCCUAAGGCUCACGUCAAAAACGGAACGUAUGAAGGCAUAUAUUCCGCGGAAUAUCACCAAGACUUCUUCCUGGGCGUUCCAUUUGCGCAGCCCCCCGUCGACAACCUCAGGUUUAGAUUACCCCAGUCUCUGAACUCUACAUGGAAGGGCUCUAAAACCGCAAAGGACUAUUCUCUUCUCUGCGUCGGAUAUGGCCUCGACCAAACGUUCUACGAGCAGUCAGAGGACUGCUUAUACCUCAAUGUUGUCCGCCCCGCCGGCUACGAGCACGAGCAGCUUCCUGUAGGGUUCUGGAUUCACGGCGGAGGAUUUAGCAAUGGCGGCGGCGGCGACCAACGGUACAAUCUCUCUUUCAUUGUGGAACAGUCAGUCAAGAUAGGAAAGCCCAUCAUUGGCGUCUCGAUCAAUUACCGUCUGAGUUUAUGGGGGUUCCUCUACUCUAACGAAGUCGUCGGGGAGGGAAUCACCAAUCUUGGCCUUAGAGACCAGCGUAUUGCUCUGCAAUGGGUGCAGGAGAACAUUGCUGCCUUUGGUGGAGAUCCAGAGAAGGUCACCAUCUGGGGCGAGUCUGCAGGCGCUGCCUCUGUUGGCUUCCAGCUUACUGCUUACGGUGGUCGCGACGACAAGCUUUUUCGCGCGGCGAUACUACAGUCCGGUAAUCCAAUCUACUAUGGCUCGGAGAACGGCACGCAACGCUCCCAGGCCGGUUUUGAGGCAAUUGUCUCUGCAGCUGGAUGUUACGAUUCCUGGGAUCGAAUUCAAUGUCUUCGCGAAGUCCCAUUUCUGGUCCUGAAUGCCACGAUGAACGGGUCAGUGGAAACUGGCAGCUUCGGACCGACGAUUGACGGUGAUUUUGUGCGGACGUACCGCAGCAAGCAACUCAAAAGAGGCCAAUUUGUCAAAGUGCCGAUUAUCACUGGUGCAAACAGCGAUGAAGGCGCUUCCAUGGGUCCCAUGGGCAUUAAUACUACCGAAGACUUCCGAGCGACACUAUCCAGCUUUUUACCUCUCUCCUUCCAAGAUGCUAUCUUGAAAGCAUACCCAGAUGACCUUUCCGUUAACGUGGUUGCCAGCCUGGGCGACCAACGCCCUGCCCCGCCGUACGGUGCCCAGUUCCGCCGAAGUGCAUCCUUCUGGGGGGAUUACUACUUCAUUGCGUCGAGAAGGGAGACAGCUAAGACGUGGGCUUCUCACGGUCUCCCUGCAUAUGCUUAUAGGUUUAAUGCCAUUCCUGCCGGCGUUCCUCCGGAGGUUGGAGCCGGCCAUUACAAGGAGAUUGGCUUUAUGUUCAACAACCUCAAAGGGGUCGGGUAUAGACCGGAUAUUAGGCCGUUCGAAGACAAGGGCAAGAGCUACAUUGACCUUGCAGAACUGAUGAGCUCUUCCUGGGUCAGCUUUAUUUAUGACUUGGAUCCAAACGGCUACAAGGGAAGAGACAGCAAGGUUCCUAAAUGGCCGAAGUAUAGAAUGGAUAACCCGGAGGACUUUGUCUUUGAUGCUAAUAUUACUAGCUAUGUGCAGUCUGAUACUUAUCGGAGUGAGGGUAUUGCACUGAUUAACGACAAUGCUCUUGGGGUUUUGCAUAGAUAGUGAGAUGGUUUUUACCUGUGAC